This is a messenger RNA of Papilio polytes (common Mormon), 898 nucleotides long. Its product is annotated as collagenase-like. The transcript is spliced from 5 exons. Gene Ontology annotation, biological process: proteolysis. The record is from RefSeq and is a predicted model, not a curated record. Lineage: Eukaryota; Metazoa; Arthropoda; Insecta; Lepidoptera; Papilionidae. Bases 2 to 844 code for a protein of 280 amino acids. Gene Ontology annotation, molecular function: serine-type endopeptidase activity.
AAUGAAGCUGUUAGUUGUUGCUGUAGCCUGCUUGGUGGCGCUGGUGGCUGCGGAGGAGCCGAUUGUUCUCCACUACCAUGAGAACAUCGGUAUCCAACGCGCGGAGCAGAUCAGACAGGCUGAGUUGGCCGCUGACUUCGAUGGCAGCAGAAUCACGGGAGGAUCAACUGCCGCUCUUGGCGCUUACCCUUACAUGGGCGGUUUGGUCAUCACCCUAACAACAGGUGGCACCUCCGUCUGCGGCUCCUCUCUGCUGUCCAACACCCGGCUGGUAACCGCCGCCCACUGCUGGUGGGAUGGCCGCAACCGGGCGAGACAGUUCACCGUCGUGCUCGGCUCCAUCCGGCUCUUCUCCGGCGGCACCCGCCUUAACACCAACAACGUGCAGAUGCACGGAAGCUGGAACCCCAACAACGCUAACAAUGACGUCGCCAUUAUCGUCAUCCCCUGGGUCAACUACAGCAACACCAUUCGUAACAUCGGCCUGGCGUCGGGCAGCAAUGACUUCGCUGGCACAUGGGCGUGGGCCGCUGGCUUCGGCGCUACUGGCGACGGUCAUAAUAUUGGUAGCAACCAGGCGCUCUCGCACGCUCGCCUGCAGGUCAUCACCAACGCAGUCUGCAGAAACACAUUCGGAUCUUCCAUCGUUGUUGCCUCCACCAUUUGUGUGAGCGGCGCCAACCGCGUCAGCACCUGCGGCGGAGACUCCGGCGGCCCACUCGUCGCCAACAACGUGCUUAUUGGAAUCACCUCGUUCGGUUCCCCGCGCGGCUGCCAACAGAACCUGCCCGCCGGCUUCGCUCGCGUCACCUCCUUCAACGCCUGGAUCCGCGCGCGCAUUUGAACACCGCUGACACUCGACCACAACAUUCUCAAUAAAUGAUAGUUUCCUAAAAUA